Ixodes scapularis (black-legged tick) is the source of this 985-nucleotide messenger RNA. Its product is annotated as protein atonal-like. The record is from RefSeq and is a predicted model, not a curated record. Bases 73 to 627 code for a protein of 184 amino acids. The transcript has a single exon. Gene Ontology annotation, molecular function: protein dimerization activity. NCBI's taxonomy places the organism in Eukaryota, Metazoa, Arthropoda, Arachnida, Ixodida, Ixodidae.
GGCUCCCCCUGGCAUGUCCUCCUGACGUCAAGCAGCCUCUUCGGAGCAAGCGGCUCCGCUAGCCUUUGAACGAUGACGAUGGAACCGAUCCCGAUGGGUAGCCCUUUCCCCAUCUACGCCACCGCACGGCACGUCCCCGUGUUCGGAAUCGAAUCGCCGAGUCGGAAGGACUUCUACGAGAGCCACCUCCGCGACAAGUUUGUCCAGCCGCCCGAGGUCAUCGGCGGCCACCGGGACGAUGUCUUCGACAGCGGGGACGGCUUCCUGGAAGACGACCCGCGCCUGCUGUCCCUGAAGAGGAGGCUCCAGGGCCUGGACGGGGACGAGUUCUACUCGGAGGGCUCGCUGGGGUCUCCGUCCAGUCAGGCGGGCUCCUGGACCAAGCGGAAAGGAAGCGAGAACGGCGACGCCACGACGCCCGGCGCACCGCCCGUGGUUGUCAAGAAGCGGCGGCUUGCGGCCAACGCUCGCGAGAGGCGGAGGAUGCACGGCCUGAACGUGGCAUUCGACAAGCUCAGGCAGGUGGUGCCGUCCAUCGGAGACGACCGCAAGCUGUCCAAGUACGAGACGCUCCAGAUGGCCCAGAGCUACAUCACAGCUUUGAGUGAACUGCUCAUCAGAGACUGAGCGCCUUGCCAAACACCGGUCCGAAGAGAGCUGUGUACAUUGAAGGACGAAAGGCACGUUCGCGUGUGCUGAACUUACCUCGAGGAACGAAGCUGUUAUGCGAACGAGAGGCGUUCCCAUUUACAGUGGCAUCGUGAAAAACCAUGCGGCUACAUGGGACAGUUGCCGUUUCGAGACUGCCAAAUGCGACGAAGCUGCCUCGAGUGACCGAUGUGCCCAGCUGAAAGAAAAACUGCUGUUCUCGGGAAACUCACUUCAGUCAUGACUCCAAAGCGCCAUAAUGGCAGCUGGCCUGCCAAUUCUUCCAAAAGCCAUCAAGAAUGAGAAAGAGUCGCUCGGUUUGUUCGAACAGUAUUCA